Amphibalanus amphitrite is the source of this 3033-nucleotide messenger RNA. It is a transcript of the gene CAHbeta, whose product is annotated as beta carbonic anhydrase 1-like. Gene Ontology annotation, biological process: protein import into peroxisome matrix, docking. NCBI's taxonomy places the organism in Eukaryota, Metazoa, Arthropoda, Thecostraca, Balanomorpha, Balanidae. The record is from RefSeq and is a predicted model, not a curated record. The coding region runs from base 889 to 1665 and encodes 258 amino acids. Gene Ontology annotation, cellular component: peroxisomal membrane; peroxisomal importomer complex. Gene Ontology annotation, molecular function: signaling receptor binding; zinc ion binding; carbonate dehydratase activity. The transcript is spliced from 10 exons.
GUGUGUGUGUGUGGGGCCUUGGUGUGUGGUGGAGAAGCUGGAGCCGUGACAGCCUCAGUAUGAGCGAGUCUCCGGCGGCGGCGGCGGCGGCGGUGGCCCCUCGCGAGCAGAUGGUGGUGGCCGCCGCGCGUUUCCUCAACAACCCGCGGGUGGCCGGCAGCAGCGAGCAGCAGAAGCUGGCCUUCCUGCGGCAGAAGGGGCUGACUGAGGAGGAGAUUAACGAGGCUGUGCUGCGCAGUCCGGCGGUUGCCUACAGUCUGCACAGCACCCAAACAUGCGCGUUCUUGGGGAUCCGCCAGAGUCCACGCUUCUUGGGCGCACUGCAAGCCGUGUGUAACGUCAUCGUUGUAUUUUUCGGUGGAGGAUACAUCAUCUAUUAUAUUGUUAAGACGUACGUGCUGCCGUGGCUGACGGGCUCCCGGCGGCGGCCGUCCUCUGCCGAGCGGCUGGACGCGCUGCAGGCCAGCCUGGACGCCUCUGUGCGCCAGCUGUCGGACUCGCUGCGCGCCCUGCAGACCCAGCUGGGUGAUCAGCAGCGCUCGCUGGAUCAGCUGCGGCCGGCCGCCGCCGACCAAACCCAGCUGCAGAGGGAGCUCGGCCAGCUGCGUGCAGAGGUGGCCUCUCUCAAAGGACUGAUGCUCAACAGGCACCAGUUCGCCGCUGCGCCGUCGCCGCCGCCGGCACCCUCCAUCCCGUCCUGGCAGAUGGUGAAGCCGGCGCCGGCCGAGGCAGCCGACAAGACCAAGGCGGACAGCUCCAGUUCUGGCGACAUCGUCAUCGUCAGCGGCAACAACAGCGACGCAUCCGACCAGCACAGCGACAGCUAGUGAUCAUAGGGGAUCAGGGAGGCUGCGCUGCCUCCCCGAGCUAACACCAAUCACUGUUAUCAUGGAUAAAAUACUUAAAGGUAUUCUGAAGUACCGCCACACAUUUAGACCUGGUAUGGUUGAACAGUUUCAGCAAGUCAAGGAUAACCCUGUUCCAAAGGCAAUCUUCUUCACAUGUAUGGACAGUAGGAUGUUGCCAACCCGCUUUACAUAUACAAACGUGGGUGAUAUGUUCAUCGUCCGAAACGCCGGUAACCUGGUGCCGCACGCCAAAUUGUACGAUACCGAGACGGUCUCCACAGAGCCGGCCGCCCUCGAGCUAGGCUGCAUCGUCAACGGCAUCAAAAAUGUCAUCAUCUGCGGUCACUCGGACUGCAAGGCGAUGAACCUGCUGUACGACCUGCGGGACCCGGCGCUGGCCACGCCGGAGAAGCUGCACAUGUCGCCCCUCUCCGCCUGGGUGUGCCGCCACGGCUCCGGCAGCCUCACCAAGCUGAUGCAGCUCAAGGUCUCCGACUUCAAGGCGCCGCUGGUGUUUGAGGGCGAGCUCCCGAUGCGCCGUUUCGUGGCCUAUAUCGACCCCGAGAACCAGUUCAGCAUCACCGACAAACUGUCCCAGGUGAACACGCUGCAGCAGCUGCAGAACGUCAGCUCGUACGGCAUGCUGAAGCGCGGGCUGACCCGCGGAGAGAUCCACAUCCACGCUCUGUGGUUUGACAUCUACACGGGUAACAUCCACUACUUCUCCCGACAGCAGAAGCGGUUCGUCGACCUGAACGAAGACACGCUGCCUCAGAUCUCUGAGGAGGUGCGGACCUACUACUCGAGCGGCCGGUGAGAUGUCGGGGUCGUGAGAUAGAUAAUCCGGGGCCGAUCAGUGUUUCUGUAAGUUGGUAUCAUCGCUAACGUUCAUAAGCUUAUAUCGUUCAUUGGGAUAUGUGGCGUGACAUCGCCCGCUGGGACCGGAAAGUUGAUAUCGUCCACUGGAAUCUGUGAGCGAUAUCGUCCACUGGAAUCUGUAAGCGAUAUCGUCCACUGGAAUCUGUGAGCGAUAUCAUCCACUGGGGCCGGUGACUUUAUAUCGCCCGCUGGAAACUGGGAGCCCAUAACUCGAUAUCGUCGACGGAGGUCCGUGGCUCCGCUGCAUUUGAGGAAGUUUUCGCCGCACAAGAUGGCCGACGGGUGUCAACGGGUUACUCUGUGUUUGGAUCUGAUAGAGCAGACAAUCAAGGCCCGUGUGUGAACCAGUGUUAGGUGUGCCGAUACGUUGGUUGUGCGUCGGUUGAGGGUAGUGCCUUUUAACAUGAUAUUUUCCCUUGGCUUUACCUUGUGGUUAUGUUUAGUCAUUUAGUUAUGUGGUGCUAUUUUCUUUCAGUCUUUUUUCAGGUGCUAUUUUCUCUUCACUUUUACAACGCCUAGUAUUCUUAUAGUGGUCUAUGCUAACAUUUGUGUAUGUGCCAUUGUGCAUUGAUAAUUUUUAGCUUAUAAGUAUUGUUACUGAAACGAUUGAGAUGCCAUUAAGUAAAAAAAUUAUCAUAGGAUGUUGUAAGGAAUGCGUUAGGCAUUCCUUAAAACAAUAGCUCAUGUAUAUGUUUUCGUAAGCUUUUUUCGUUUUGUAUCUGAUCGUGUAAUGUCGAGUCACCAUAACCAUUCCUUAUAGACGCUACCUUGUAACCGUUUGAAGGAUGAAUGCAACGAUCGAAUGUAGAGCGUGAUGUUUGUUUUCUCUAUAGCUUUCACUCAGGACUCCUAAUGCAUGUCUCGUGUGCUUCGCCCGCGGUGAAAUAACGUAUAGAUGUCUAGAGCGGAUAUUGUGUAACAUAUAGUCAGUACAACCGGGUGAUAGGGGCAUCUGCGUUGAUGAACGUGGUCGGCAGAUGUGAGUCUGAACUUUUAGAUGAGGAUUCGUUUGUUUGUGGCUAUAGUGUUGCGGUGUGUGUCUCCUUCGGUUUUCAUAGAUAUGUCCAUUUCCCAUAAUUUUUGUGAAAUCAGCGUUUCUUAUAUAGAUUUCAAGACAUUGCUCAAGCAUGAAGUAACAAUGGUUUCUGGGUGUCUUCGCCUUUAUUCAUAAGUCGCUUAAACUCUACCACAGUCAGUUGAAACGUUUGUGUUGAGAAUUCGGUAUAUUAAACGACUGAGUUCGAAUAGCGGUCUGUCACUAUUUCUGUGCACAUGCGUCAUUCCUCAAUAAACAGCAAACAACUUA